Theileria orientalis strain Shintoku is the source of this 1794-nucleotide messenger RNA. RefSeq names its product GTPase activator. The record is from RefSeq and is a predicted model, not a curated record. The transcript has 8 exons. Bases 1 to 1794 code for a protein of 597 amino acids. Lineage: Eukaryota; Apicomplexa; Aconoidasida; Piroplasmida; Theileriidae.
AUGGACGAUAAAGACGUAGAAAUAAUUGCAAACAGUGACGAGUUUAGUCCUUCCCAUUCGAAAAAGAGGCUGAGCGGCGUGGAAGGAAGACGCAAGGGUCUAUUUCCGUUUAAAAAGGUGGAAUCUGAAACCGAUUCCUCAUGGUUCGACAUAUUUGGCUUCGGAAAUUUUAAUGUUUUAAACACCAACUUGACCUAUGGACUAACCUUGGCGCUUCCGCAGUGCGAUUGCAAAAGGUUGACCUCGAGGCCGAUCACGUUCAACGUGGAGCAGGCAAUCAAGGAUAACCCAAGGUUCAAGUCAAUGCCAAAGCAAGUGAAGGGAGAGCGGUGUAAGAGAUUUAACCACUGGUGGCUCAAAUGCUGCCAAUCAGCAGUGCUAAAGAAACAGGGAAUAUACUGGAACGUAAUACAGCUGCUAGGAACUAGAGUUAAAAUUAACGACCAGGCAGUGAUGGUGUCAGAAAUAGUACUCGGAAAAAGAAUCACACUUGCAAUAGACUUGGAUAUAAAGAGGACGUACCCGUCGCUGAGAUUUUUUAAUAGAUACGGUAGGAGUAUGCUGAGGAGGAUAUUGCUGGCAUAUGCCUUCUUUGACACGGAAGUAGGAUACGUCCAGGGGCUUAAUUUCGUAGUGGCAAAUUUGCUAUGGCACUCUAGCGAGGAGCAGGCGUUCUGGGCCCUAAUAUCAAUGAUGUAUUUAUACGACAUGAGGUGCAUGUUUCUCCCGGGCUUGCCAGGGGUGUUUAAAAGGUGUGAAAUACUGGAGCACUGUAUGGUACGACACAUUCCGAGAUUACACGACCACCUGAAAUCCGUUGGAGUCCACAUACCCAUGAUCGCAUCAGAUUGGUUUAUGACACUGUGUGCAAAUUCAGUACCGAUAAGAGCACUGGUAACUGUAGUUAGGACUAAUGCACGGCUCUGGGAUAGCUUCUUCGCAGAAGGGUGGGUAGCAAUAUUUAGAUUCAUAAUAUUCCGUUUAAAGCAAUUCGAAGAGUACCUCGUGACAAUGAGUGACAUCGCAGACAUAAUGAAGGUGAUAAAGUACGGCAACGCAAGCUUGACAGAAAAGUGGAACCUGAUAGAGCUGAUACCAGGCUUCGGAGGAACAAAUCGAAGGAAGUCGCAGCUGAUCAACGCAGCAUACUCGACGAACGUGGAAAACCUGACGAAUGACCCGAACAAGCUGGAGAAGGACAGUGACUGGGUGGAGAUAGUGGAGGAGUCGCUGAGGUUCGACAUAGAGUCGAGCUUCAUAGAGACGCUGGAGCUGACGAACUCGGAAGUGAUGUACUUCGACGUGCAGCAUACUACUGGUAAUAUCUGUACCAGUACUGGUGCUACUAACGCUGUUACUGUUACUAAUACUGUUACUGUUACUAAUACUGUUACUGUUACUAAUUCUGUUACUAGUACUGGUAACAAUAACACUAGUACUACUGAUGCUAAUAGUGCGAGUACCGAUACUACUGUUACUAUUAAUACUGCUACUAGUAACAAUAAAACUGGUGAUACCAGCAUCAAUGCGGGUGAUGCCACGGCUGAAAACACGGGCGGAUCUCAAACUGCAGUCGACGACUGUGAAAAUAUGAUUGUGGACGAUAUAACGGGGCAAAAGAGCGUGGAAACGCCGAUAUUUGAGUCUUCCCUGAAAACGUUGAGAGAAAACUCACUGGACGAUAUAGCGAAUAGGCUGGAGCAACUGUCAGACUCGUUCAAAUCACAGCUGGAGGCGCUGGGAGUUUCAAAGGCGUACCACCUACACCUAAAGGCUCUGCACGAUGUGCUUUAA